This is a messenger RNA of Funneliformis caledonium, 615 nucleotides long. The record is from the annotation of a GenBank genome assembly. NCBI's taxonomy places the organism in Eukaryota, Fungi, Glomeromycota, Glomeromycetes, Glomerales, Glomeraceae.
GUUUUUUCGGAUUCUUGUGAUCUUAUUGAUUUGUUCCGCAUCAUACCAAAUAUUUAUCAAAAAUUUAUUCAGCCAAUAAAUGAGGGAGGAGUAUCAAUGAAUGAUUAUUCACUCUUAUUCGACGAAUUAAAACCGCAUUUAGAAUCUGCAUUGGAUAACUUAUAUUCACAAAACAUAACACCGUUAAUAGAAAACCAAAUACCUACAUGGUCAUUAUAUUUGUUAAUUGCUGCAUUUCUUGCAUCUUAUAUUCCACAAAGUCUUGAUAAACGUCUUUUCUCAAGAGAAUAUGAAAAACGCAAACAUACUCGAAAGGGAAGGAAAAAAGUAUCUAAUGCAUUAAAGUUCAAUGAACAAUUCACAGGACCUCAAGCAAGCGAAAUGGAACGUAUUUUCGCUAUAUUUCAAAGCAUUCAUCAAGAAUCGGUUGUCCCUUAUAUACUACUUUUACAACAGACUGAGACAUUUGUUGCUUCUCGCGUUUUUACUCGUACAACUCCAGUAGAUCGUAAAGAUGUGCAAUCGUUUAGAUGUAAUCUUAGUUUUAAUUAUAUUAAACAAAUUUCUAGAUUUGUAAAUUUUGAUAUCCUUAGAUAUUUAGAUGAUACUUUAUAA